Molecule: messenger RNA, 545 nt
Organism: Drosophila mauritiana
Lineage: Eukaryota; Metazoa; Arthropoda; Insecta; Diptera; Drosophilidae
Gene: COX6CL
Exons: 2
Coding region: 88-363 (91 amino acids)
Source: RefSeq, a predicted model, not a curated record
AGGCUCAGCAUUGUAGGUAAGAACGAGUUAAGCUGAGAUAAAUUUUACAUUCAUUUCUCUUCCCGACAUAAGCAGAGAAACUCCAAAAUGCCAGCAGAAAAGCCCCCCGAGUUCAAGUUUCCCAUGCAUGAUUUACACUUGAAGCAAACGUUUCGCAAUGUAAAAGUGGCCUGCACUUUGUCCCUGAUAGCUCCACUUAUUUUGUACACCUUACACAACAAUCCGCGCAAGAGGAAGUACAGAAACUUUUACUCCAACUACGAUCCGAUGGAUGCGUUCGAUCGCAUGAUGAGUGGAGGCUACCUAUCGUCCUGUCCACCGGGCAGUGGUCCCAAAAAGGAUGACAAGAAGAAGAAGAAAUAGAUCAAGGCAGCGACAGUACCUUAUCUCAAUUCCCAUUGAACACCAUACAGAAUGCCACCUUUCAACUCUUGACAAAUUGACCAUGUGACCUCUUGUCGGCACUCCUCCCCUUAAUGGAAAUCAAAAUUUACAUGAACUAGUUUACACAUUACAUUACAAAUAAAUUGGAGCAUUGCAAACAA